AUGUCCGAAGCCGCAAGCCUGGCUGAGAUCACCUGGAGCCAGACCUCUGCCAAGGCCAGCACCUUGUACCAAGGCCACCACUACCACCCUGGCUCUGCCCCGGAGCACAUGGAGCUGAGGCCGAACGCCAGCUGCAAGGAGAAUGUGCCCCCCAGACCCCCGGCCCCCCUGAGGCCAGUCUCUUUAGAGCCCCGGAGAUUUCUGAAGAGCCUGGGUGUCAGCCUGGGCAGUGGGCAUGGCCAGCAGGUGCCCGUGCAUUGGGCCAGGAGGGGAGGGUCUGCCGCCACACCCUCCCCAGGGACAGUGCUGUGCCAGGAGCCCUGCCUCGUCCAGACAAACCUGGCCAGCCCUGGCCCCAGCCCACAUCUUGCUCUGGAGGACACAACUGGCCAAAGGGCCAACUCAACCUUCCUGCAGCAGAGCAACCUGCAGCCCUGGGCUGGGAGGCCUCAUGUGAGGGCCCAGAGUUUUGCCAUCCACAACCUGAGCCUAAGGAAGACCAGCUUUGCCGUGCGUGGAAAUCGAACCAGCCCCCACCUCUGGCCAGAACCUCAGGAAAACUUCAGUUCCCACACUCUGCCACGGGGAACCCCACUCUGCCGCAGCGGGCAGCUGACUUGCCCAUCACCCAGCCUGAGGCAGUCCCAGCCACCAGCCCCAGAUACUCCCCGCCUGGACUUCAGGCCCCCUGCAGGCUUCAUCCCUCGAGAUGGGCGUCCUUGGCCAACCACCAGAUCCUGGUGUGCCCUGGGCCGAUGGACCUCCGGGCCCGUGGGUGAGCCCCUCACCCUGGAGGACCUUGCUCUCCCUGCCCAGAGCCAGGCUCAGGCCCCAUCCCAUGCUGGUGUCCAUCAGUUGCUGUCCUCCAUGCCACACCUGGAGCACAAGGCAGCCCGACUCAGGCACUGGGGAUCCCAGGAACCCCUGGGCCCUGAGCAGCAGGACCCUUGGGCCAGCAGUGGCCAGGCAGUCCUUGACCAGCCCCAGCCCAGCCAGCCUGCUCUUGCUUGCUGGGAUGAGAGGCAGAGAUGCCUCAGAAAUCCCAGGGAAAAGACACAAGGAGCCUGGGCCAGUCUCCCAGACUCUCAGGCAAACAGCCAGCCAGCAUCACUGAAGACUACUUUUGGGAUACUGAUGGAGGACCCCCUUGACCCUGAGAAAGGGGUUCUUCCUGCCUACACCCUAAGCAGAAGAGGGAACUGCUCCCCAGGGCCUGCAUAUGAUGGAGGGCAGAGGGGGAGCCCUAGUUUCCCUCAAGGGGCGGGCAACCGGGAGACCAGGCCCUGUUCUUCCACCUUCUCCAGUGCAGCCUGGGGAGUCCUGCCUGGGCAGGAAGGCAGGAAGGGGGCCCUGAGGGAGCAGGUCAGCGGAGAAGAAGAAAGGAUGGCUUUCUCCUGUCUGUCAGACACCAUCUCAGCGAGGAGCACCCUGCAGAAUAAGGUCCCAAACAUUGUGACCCUGGAGACCAAGACAGACCGCUGGCAGCUGCUGCCCAGAUGUUUCAGAGCCUGGCAGCACACGGCGCAGAAGCGGCGGACAGUUGUGGCAGCAGAGGCUCUGUGCCGCCGACAGCUGUUGCGAAAGGGCCUGCGGGCACUCCGGUGGGCCCUGUACCUCCGGGAGGCGUGGCUUGAGGCAGUGUCAGGGUGGCACAUGAAGACCCUGCUGGCCCGGAGCUUCCGAGAGUGGAGACAGCUGGCCGCACAGCAGAAGCAGGAGCCCCACACGCAGGCAAUGCCAGAGUCCCCGGCCUCUGGGGGAGUCUGGGGCCAAGGCCGCUCAGGAAGGAAGGCAGCUGCAGACCCCGCCCUGACCAGCAGCUUCACUAACAGUAAAGGGAACCUGAGGAAGGAGGAAGGAGGCCUGCCGAUUCCUUCGCAUCCUGGACUGAGACCAGAUGGCAGAGACGGGAGAGCCCAGAUCCUGCAGGGACUGCAAUGGCUGGCUGUCUUCCUCCUGUGGUGCCAUCAGAAGGGGCUGGCCAGGCAGGAGACGGGAGUUCAGGGAGAAGCUGCCUGGGCCCCGCCGAGGACUCGGAGGGCGAAGUGGCCUCACCAGGCCUGGCAUGCAGCCCCAGCCAGGGUGGCCCCACAGGAGACCCAGUGCCAGAGAGCCUGGCUCUGCAGGUGCUUUGGGGCCUGGCAGCGGUUUCUGCAAAGAGGAGUCCGGUGCCGGAACCACCUAGCUGACCGCCUGGUGGGGACCCUGAACACGUGCCUGCGACAGUGGGUGCAGAUGAAGCAGCUCCGGGCCUCGGAUGAGGUGAAGGUGACCCAGCUGUUCCUCUGCCGGCAGAAGGCAGGGACUGCAGCCCUUCACAGCCCAGCCCCUGGAGUGGCCACAGCCCAGGGCCCCCGGGCAGUGGCCCAGGCCCAGGGGCUGCUCCUGGAGCGAGGUCAGGGCUCCCUGCAGAAAGCCUGCCAGAGGCUGGCCCUCUACCGGGUGCUGCUGCUCUGGAGGAUGCGGCUCUCCCAGCGCCAGCGGGCUGACUUCUUCCUCCAGGGCCUGCGGCAGCGGACCCUGCAGCACAUCCUGCACCAAUGGCGCUCGAGGGCUUGGGGUCCCUGUACCCCAUCCAGCAACGCCAGGACCACCUCGGCCCCAGAGUCACUGGACAGUGUCCCGGAAGGGAAGACCUCACUGGGCUGCAGCUCACCCUGUGGUUCCCUAGAGAGGCCUCCCAGGGACCCCGCCCUCCUGGAGAUCCUCCAGGCGACCUUUCUUCGGCCAGCUGGGCAGUGGCAGCAGAAGCAGAGCCUCCUGCCCUGGCAGGUGCGGGCCAAGCAGGCCCGGAGCACAGCGUAUCGGUACCAGCGCACCCUCCAGAGGCGCGUCCUCCUCAGCUGGAGCCACUGGACUACGGCCCAAAGGGCUUGGAGAGAGCUGGCAGCCCACUGGGCCUGGGCCCGGAGCUGCAGGGCGGUACUGAGCCUGUGGCGGCAGCGGCUGGCAGAGUGGUGGGCAGUGGAGCAGUGGGCCCAGGACCGGGGCCGGGGACUGGCACAAGAUGCCCUGCGCCGCUGGCACUCCUGCUGGCAGAGGCAGCAAAUCCUACAGGAAAAGUACCGGGUGUGGGCCCAGGUUCGUCUCCAGGGCCUACGGAGGGCCGUGUUCUGGGGCUGGCAGCAGGCAGCAGCUCGGCGGAGACACAUGGUGACCAGGCCAGAGAAACUCCUACUGCAGAGCCACUUCCAGGCCUGGCAUGGACUUGUGAGAGAGGCUGGAAUGCUCUGGGCCCGGCGCCAAGCCUUCCAGGAUGGCCGGAAGAGAAGGGCACUGAAGAAUGCAUUUGCUGCAUGGCAGGGAGCCCUAGUGGCAGCAGCCCAGGCCCAGGAGCAGCACAUGGCCUGGGAUGCCAUCACCUGCUGGAGCAGGGACAUUCAGCAGGGCCGGGCAUGCAAGCAGCUGAGGCGGGUCCAGGCCCAGCAGGCCUUGGAGGCAUGGAGCUGGGCCCCGGGCCUGUGCCAUAAGGCCCACCAGCAGGCAGAAGAGAGAUCCCUGGCCCAGGCCCAGGCAGGGGUGGCCCUGUGCUGGACAUGGUGGGUUCGUGAGUCCCGCCUGUGCCAGGUCAGCAGAGCCCAUGCUGCCCGAAAACUGAGUGCCCAGGUCCUAGAGGCCUGGGCUCAGGCAGCAGCCCAGUCCUGGGUCCAGCGAGCUGCUUUUGCCCAGCUCCAGCAGGGUGGGCUCGGGCUCCUCCUGCGGACCCACUGGGCCCAGUGGCAGACAGCGCUGCUCAGAGUGCGGCAAGAAGUACGGGCUGAGGUGGAGGAGACCAGCACUGUCCACCCCAGGCCCGGAGCUGACCUCACGCAUUGCCUGAGGCUGGCCAGCAGAGUGCAGCUCCUACUGCUGAUGGACUCCCCUGCCUGGUGGAAACAGACCCACAGCUGCUGGACACAGGCCCCAGGGCUCGGACUGCCUGGAACAGCACAGCACCACCACCUCAGUAGCCACAGGGAGCAGCAAGGAACGCCCCGGGCUCAGGGCGACAGAGAGCAGGACCUCAAGUGGCCCCUUGCCCCCUGCUGGCCUCCCCUCCACCACGCUUUCCAGCUCUGGCUGCAGUGGCCUGUCCACUACCACGGGGCCCAAGGCCUGCCUCUCUGGACAACACCCAGCAGGCCCCCUACAGGACCAGGUGGAGACUGUAGCCCUGAGAGCAGAACCCUCAAAGGAACUGGAGAGGCCUAUCAGAGGAGGCUGGGGAUGAGCCUGCAGCACUGGCACCUUGAGGCACUGCUUCACCAGUUCCAGGGCUCCCAGAAGGCCAGGCGCCUGGCAGCCGCAUGGCAGCACUGGGGAGAUGCUCAUGGGGCACAGCAGCUGGCACGGACCCUGUUCAGACAGUGGCACCUGAGAUGGGCCUGGGGGACAUGGCGGCGGCGGGUCCUGCAAUUGUGGGUGGCUCAGCGAUUCCUGCAACAAGAAAACAGCUGCAUCCUUUCCCAGGCUUUGGCGAAGUGGCACCAGCGCCUGGCAGCCAGGGGCCGAAGUGGAGCCAACGGCAGCCUGAGACCCCCAAGCAAGCUGGGCCCCAGGGGCCCUGGGAGUGGGCCGGAAGAUGCCCACGCCCCUGGGCACAGCAGACUUAGGAUGGAGCAGGGGCCCAGCUGCAGCUGUGACUUGUUCCCAUAAAGGCAAAAGCAGAAGUGAGCUGGCCUUCCCAUGGGAAGGAACUAUGGGCCGCCCAUUCGGGGAGUGCGGGCUGAGGCCAUGGGUGCUCAUGCCAUGGCCUAGGGAUGGGGCUCUGAGGGACAAUAAAAUGCCCUCCGAGUCCUAGUGGCUUCUCCUGCUCCGUCUCUCGUCAGGCUGCCCCUCUGCCCAGAGGCUGGCCCGAGAGGAAGUGAAAAAUGACUCUAGCUGCUUCGGCCCCCAACCCACUUCUGUGAACCCUUGACAAG
Loxodonta africana (African savanna elephant) is the source of this 4901-nucleotide messenger RNA. RefSeq names its product chromosome 3 C1orf167 homolog (gene C3H1orf167). The record is from RefSeq and is a predicted model, not a curated record. Lineage: Eukaryota; Metazoa; Chordata; Mammalia; Proboscidea; Elephantidae.